Molecule: messenger RNA, 810 nt
Organism: Mesorhabditis spiculigera
Lineage: Eukaryota; Metazoa; Nematoda; Chromadorea; Rhabditida; Rhabditidae
Source: the annotation of a GenBank genome assembly
AUGAGUUCGGAAGGAAGGAAGUCCUGGACCAUCAAGGACUUCGAGAUCGGACGCCCACUCGGGAAAGGCCGCUUCGGCUCGGUGUACCUCUGCCGUGAGGGCAAUUCGAAGUACGUGGUCGCGAUGAAGGUGCUAUUCAAGAAACAGCUCGUUCGGCACAACGUCGCUCACCAACUCCGACGGGAAGUCGAGAUCCAGUACAACCUGCGCCACCCCAACAUCUUGCGCCUCUUCGGAUACUUCCACGACACCGACCGCGUCUUCAUCGUCUUGGAGUUUUGCCGAGGCGGCGAUCUCUAUGGGAAGCUGAAGCAACAAAUCAAGCUGGAUCAACCCACUACCGCCAAAUAUGUAGCGCAACUAUCCAGCGCGCUCGACUUCUGUCAUGAGCGGAAUGUCAUCCACCGGGAUGUCAAACCUGAAAACGUGCUCAUCGAUGGCGACGACAAUAUAAAACUUUCGGACUUCGGAUGGGCCGUGAUGCACUCUGAGGGCACACAACGCGUCACCGUGUGUGGAACCCUCGACUACCUCGCCCCAGAGAUGAUCACGAACAAGCCGCACGAUAAGAAGGUUGACACAUGGGCCGUGGGCAUCCUUCUCUAUGAGUGUUUGGUCGGCAAGCCACCAUUCGAGGAUCGCACGCAGAGCGACACCAUCGCCAAAAUCCGGCGCUGCAACAUCAAGUUCCCGCCCAGCUUCCCCGAACAAGCAAAGCAGCUGGCUUCGAAGAUCCUUAUGGUGGAUGCCAAAAACCGAAUCGAGCUGCAGGAGGUCAUCAAGCAUCCAUUUUGUGCUGAAUUUGCUAAA